AUGGGCGCUGAAAGCCAGUUUUUAGUAACGGCAGAUGAGCUUCAACAUUCAUCAAUUGUUUUGGACCAGUUGUCAGGGACAACGACGACCACAAAAUGGGGACCAAUUUCUGCCAACCUUAUUGACGAUGAGAGCUUCAAUCAACAGGAGCAGCAACAACAACAACAGAGUUUACAUAAAUCUUUGUACGUUUCUCUAAGUGCACACUCUAAACAUUCUGAAACGCCUUCAAUGUCGACAACUUCAGUGCCUAAAUCUCAGCAGCAACAACCACCAGCAUUACCAAACAACACCUCCGACUCUGCAGCUUCUGACAUCAGCAGUUCCAUUUUCACCUGGGACGUCCUCCUCACGCUUAUUCUCCCCUACAGCCUCAUUUUUGUGCUAGCCGUAGUGGGCAAUCUGCUGGUGAUCAUCACGCUCACCUUGAACCGUUCAAUGCGUUCAGUGACUAACAUCUUCCUGCUCAAUUUGGCCAUUAGCGACCUUCUGCUGGGCGUCUUUUGCAUGCCCGCCACCCUGGUCGGCGUUCUCUUGCGACGCUUCAUCUUUGGCCGUUUCAUGUGCCAUCUGAUCUCGUACAUGCAAACCGUCUCGGUGGCCGUUUCCGUGUGGACGCUGGUGGCGAUGUCCGUUGAGCGGUACUACGCCAUUUGUCAGCCACUUCGCAGCCGGGAACACCGCCAGACUCGCCGUCAUGCCUAUCGCAUUCUAGGCCUCGUCUGGACGUUGGCCAUCUUUCUCAUGUUGCCCACUGCCAUUGUCAGCGAGCUGCAGAUGAUCAAACAGACUGGAAACUUCAAGUGUCGCGAAGCGUGGCCUAGUUUUUUGUACCGAGAAGCGUUCACUAUAUUUCUCUUGUUGAUUCUCCUCGUGCUGCCGCUGCUGGUGAUGAUUCUCACCUACAGUGCCAUUGCUGUCACGCUGCAACAAAGUCUACACCAGAACACCUCUGCCUACAGUGGCUUCUCGAGCAGUGCCAGCACAAAGAUGUCAAAAC
Rhagoletis zephyria (snowberry fruit fly) is the source of this 1000-nucleotide messenger RNA. Its product is annotated as cholecystokinin receptor type A-like. The record is from RefSeq and is a predicted model, not a curated record. Gene Ontology annotation, biological process: neuropeptide signaling pathway. Gene Ontology annotation, molecular function: neuropeptide Y receptor activity. NCBI's taxonomy places the organism in Eukaryota, Metazoa, Arthropoda, Insecta, Diptera, Tephritidae. Gene Ontology annotation, cellular component: plasma membrane.